CUGUGAGGCGUAGUGUGCUGCUCUACUUGCAGCAAACAUACAGAACAGCAGGUGAAUGCCGGCAAAACCUUUUUUAUGCUCUCGAAGGAUCUGCGAAGUCAAGUCCACAUUCUAUAGGUUUGGAACCACCACCGUGAUCCUAGACAGACCUAACAAGUGGACCAUCAGGAUAGCAAGCCAUGUCAACUUUUGUGCCCAAACUCUCCAGUGGUAGCACUGUCAAGAUUCGCUUUAACACCAUUGAGCUGGGCGGCACCAAGUGGAAAGAGGGAACCUUUGAAAUUUUGGAAAAGGAUAACAGAGUUAAUCUCUGUUUAAGGUUCAGCUGUGGUGGCGCUGCCAAAACUUUCCAGCUGAACCAUAAUGUGAAAAGCAUUUCUCAGAAUCCAAAUCGGAUCAUGUUGACUCUGAAGGACAAUGUUGUCAUUUACUUGGAUAAGAUGCCUCAGCCAUUGGUUCAGAGGACAAAGGAGUAUCUGGAAAAACUGAAACAGGGAAAAUCUGUUUUAAAGUCCUCCUAUGGAAGUGCAAACCUAAGCGUACUUGGCAACCGCUCUAUGAAAAAUGAGACCAACGUAUCAGGAGAGAGACAGACAACACCAAGGCGACAGAGUAUAGAGGGCCGGGAAGAUACAACACCAAGAAAGCCUCUGAGCAGCCCUAGCAGGGCAGCUGCCACUCCAACACGCAUUGGACUGCUGGAAAACAGAGGUGAGAAAAGAAAGAGACUCCUCACUUCUGAAAGUGACCUUAAUGAAGACUACCCCAAGGAAAAUGACUCCUCCAGCAACAACAAGGCAACUUCAGAAACACCCAGGAAGUUUCUUCUGAGCUGCAAGGAAAAGCUCAAACUUUCAGAGGAGAACAGGAGCGCAGGCCCUUUGGCUGCAUCUCCGCUUCAGCCAACCUCGUUCUAUGGCAGCAGAUCUGUAACCAAAGACUACAGUCAGAGCCACUCCUUUGUGGACAGGCCUGUCAGUACUUCUCAGACCACCCCAGCCAAGAGGAGUCUCAUUCUCCCUAACCACUCCACUCCCUUUAAGAAGGUGCGACCCUCUCUGGAGUACGGUGGCUGGAACAAACAGAGGCCAUCUGCCUUAGCCCAACCUCAGCCACCCUUGCAAGGAUUUUCUAACCUUGGAAAUACCUGUUACAUGAAUGCCAUACUGCAGUCCCUCUUCAGCCUCCCCUCUUUUUCUAAUGACCUGCUCAAGCAAAGCACCUUUUGGAAGAACUUGCCAAUAAAUGCAUUGCUAAGGCGUUUUGCGCACCUUAUGAUUAAGAAAGAUGUAGGCUGUCCAGAGACUAAAAAGGACUUGUUGAGGAAAGUGAAGAACGCCAUUUCCUCCACGGCUGAGCGUUUCUCUGGAAACAUGCAGAACGAUGCACACGAGUUUCUGAGUCAGUGUCUCGACCAGUUAAAAGAUGACGUGGAGAAAAUCAGCAAGAGCUGGUCAAAUGGUGCAGCGCCGCCCGCUUCAGCAGCAUCCGAACUGGGUCAGGAAUCGACGGCAGUCAAGGCAGAGCCCGCAGAAGAAGCUGACACCUCACACAUCUUCACUUGCCCGGUUGUGGCCAACAUGGAAUUUGAGGUGCAGCACACAAUCACAUGCAAAGGCUGCGGCGAGGUGGUAACCAAACGCGAACAAUUCAAUGACUUAUCCAUCGACCUGCCACGCCGAAAGAAGACCAUCCCACUUCGCUCUAUUCAAGACUCGCUGGAUCUCUUUUUUAGGAUGGAGGAAAUUGAAUAUUCGUGUGAAAAGUGCAAUGGGAAAGCAGCAACUGUGGCACAUAAAUUCAGCAAAUUACCCAGGGUGCUCAUCCUACACCUGAAACGGUACAGUUUUAACGCCCAGCUGUCCCUGAACAGCAAACUGGGCCAGCAAGUGGUGAUCCCGCGAUACCUGACCCUACUGUCCCAUUGCACUGAAUCCACAAGACCUCCUGUCAGUCUUGGCUGGAGCUUCCCAGCUUCUGUGUCCAGAACAGUCAAGACGUCAUCGCUGGUUAACUCUUCUACAGCACCUCAUCGAAGAUUUGGAGGAAAAGCUGCCUUUUCCAAUAGCUCCUGUGUUCUCUUGGACUCUGACUGCGAGGAGGAGCUAAACAGGAAGGUGAGCACAAGCCACAAGCGACGCCUAAGCAGUUGUUUGUCCGAGCAAGACAGUCAUCCAGAAGAGAGGGGGGCAAUGGAAUCGGGAGACUUCAGUGGCAUAAAUGAUGACGAAAUGCUGGCUGCUGUGCUGGAGAUGAGCCGUCAGGAGGCGGGGCUUUCUGCGCCGCCCCCUUUGGAGGAUGAGCCAACAAGCAGCCCAGAUACAGGGUUUGGGGACUCUGAUAUUAAUGACCUGACUUACCAUACAGAUCAGCUUGAAGGGGACACUAAACAGUCUGCAGAUGUGCUGGGCUCCUUGGACAUGACCAUGGAUGAUAACAAGGAGAACCAGACUCCAGAGAGUGUGCAGCAGCAAGGGGAGCUAGACUGGGUGCAGCAGUAUAACCUGGAUCAGGAGCGAGAAGAACAGGAGCUGCAGCAGGCUUUGGCCCAGAGUCUCCAGGAACAUGAAGCCCAGGAGAUGAGAGAAGACGAUGAUCUGAAGAGGGCUACUGAGCUCAGCUUGCAAGAGUUUAACAAUUCUCUUCCUGAGCUGCUGUGUUCAGAUGAAGAUUCUGGAAACGAGGAUGUGCUGGACAUGGAGUACACUGAAGCUGAAGCAGAGAACCUCAAGAGGAACGCUGAGACUGGAGACCUGGCCAACUCUUACAGACUGAUCAGUGUUGUCAGCCACAUCGGCAGCAGCUCCUCCUCUGGACAUUACAUCAGUGACGUCUACGACAUGAAGAAACAGUCAUGGCUGACCUACAACGACCUGGAUGUCUCGCGUACACAGGAAGCAGCGGUCCAGCGAGACCGGGACCGCAGUGGAUACAUCUUUUUCUACAUGCACAAAGAUGUGUUUGAGCAGCUGUCAGAGAUGGAGCGAUCCGGGGCCAGUGGGGCCUCCGAGGCAGUGAGGAAUGUCCUGCAGCCCCUGUGAGCUGGCUUCCAAAGCUGGGUCCUAGUGGAAGAACCCCAACAACCAUCUAUACUACUGAUCCUCCUAUCACUGUCAAGUGUUUUCUUUGUUCCUCUGCUCGCUUUUCAUUCAUCUUGCUUCAGGUGUCCGUUGUAAAGACUCUUUUUAAAGCUAUAAGCCACAGCUGAAGUUUCAGUUCAUCUACGUUCAGCUCUGAUUUUGGGGCCCAAUUUUUCUUUUCUUUCAAGUUUUUUGUUUCUCAACACACUUCUUUAAAUCGACAUAAAAAAAAUCCUUCACCACGUGGUACUGGUGCUGCGUGAAUUGUUUUGAGAUCCUUUAUUUCACAUAUAACCUGAAUAAAGAUAUAUUCUAUGUUGGGAGUAUAAGCUGUUAUCGUUUUAGGCGGUUGCUGUAUUUAGCGAGUACAUUUGGUGCAAUAUUUGUGUUGCGGCACAAACCUGCCGGUUCAGAUUAGCUUUGUUUGGUGCGGAUGGGUCCCCCCCCCCCUGCUUCGUAUGCAUCACUUGCCACCUGAAUUCUGUGUCUGGCUGACUUUUCCAUAUUUAUAAACGUCCAAGCGGAAAUCCACAUUAGUUACUGAGCUUUUCUCAGUUGAUCCCCAAGUUUUGAUUCAACCUUGUGCCUCCUAAGAAAACUUUUAUAAAUAUGUGUACAAGCUUUACUUUGAAAGGUGUACAAGCUUGUUUCUGAAUGUUUGUCAGACUUUAAUGUGCAAAUCAGAUGUUCUUAUAUAUAUAUAAUAUAUAUAGUUGACUGAUUUUCCUUUUUAUCUUUUUGAAUUGCAGAGUAGGGUUUGUCUUCAAUAGACCAAGAUGAGCCACAAGCAAAUACUAGUCAAGAAUAGAACCACCAGGGAAGUUAUUUAUAUUAAAAUGUCAUAUUCACGCCUUUAGGGUCACUAUACAGUAUUUAACACCAAGAACUCCAGGAUUUGGUGUUGAAGUAGUUUCUGUCAGGCAUGUGUGCUUCUAGAAUACAGGAAAGUAUUCUUGUACUGGUUCCAGUACUAAGCAGCCGCUGUAUUACUUAUUUUGACAACGUAUACAUAAAAUGUCAAAUGUCGCAAUUUCAACAGCAUUAAUAAUAACCCACUUUCAAAUUUGCACAACUAACUGAGUUUGAAACCAGUUUGGAGUGAAUGUGGCUUAUGAUCCAGUCCUGUAUGUCAUUGAGGAAUCGUACACCAUUAUUAGCUGACUUUGUGGAAGUACGUAAUGCUAAUAAUGAGGACCUGUUGAGUAUAUAAAUGGCUAGUGACCAAUUUCCCCUCCUCCCUUAGCGCCGAUCUCCAUUUCUGUCACCUGAACAUCCUGUCGUCAAUGCGAUGUAGAGAGGGAAGCUAAAAUGUAUUUGUGAAGUCACUAUGAAAUGCUUUUUCUACCCUUCAUACACAACUGACUUCUUUAAGCAGAUUUUUAAUAAAAUAUUGACAAAACA
Messenger RNA from Oryzias latipes (Japanese medaka), 4481 nucleotides. RefSeq names its product ubiquitin specific peptidase 37 (gene usp37). The record is from RefSeq and is a predicted model, not a curated record. Lineage: Eukaryota; Metazoa; Chordata; Actinopteri; Beloniformes; Adrianichthyidae. Gene Ontology annotation, molecular function: cysteine-type deubiquitinase activity. Gene Ontology annotation, cellular component: cytosol; nucleus. Gene Ontology annotation, biological process: protein deubiquitination; G1/S transition of mitotic cell cycle.